CUUCUUCUAUUAGCCGCGUGCAGAUAAGCAGCAACUCCAGUCCAACCAAAGAACAACCGGAAGAGAAGAGAAGGGAAGAAGAGAGCCAUCCGUCGCUACCAACACCAAUUCUUGCAGAGAGGAGGCGGCAUGAGAACCCAAGUGUUCUUCCUCACAUUCGCCUUGCUCGCCGUGCUCGCGCAAUCGAGCAACAGGCACCACCACCACCACUCCCAUGUUCAGAGCAAAGGGCAUGGAGGAGGAGGAGGGGAGCUAGCGAGCCGGGGGAAGGCGGCGGCGCGGGCGUGGCCGUGCUGCGACAACUGCGGCGGGUGCACCAAGUCGAACCGGCCGCUGUGCCGGUGCCUGGACGCGGCGCCCCGCGGGUGCCACCCGGCCUGCCGUGACUGCGUCAAGUCCAGCCUCAGCGCCGACCCGCCGGUGUACCAGUGCAUGGACCGUGUCCCCAACUUCUGCGCCCGCCGCUGCGCCGCCGCCGCCGCUCACUGACCGGCCGGCCGAGCGGACGACGACUCAUUCUGAUUGCUGCCGUUGACCCACCAACCGUCCAACCCAACCCAACCCAACCCACCCACCCACCCGCCGGCGAAUCCUACCGUCUGAAGGCCAGCUGUGGAUUAUAGAUUUUGUCUAUGUAGAGAGAGAGAUGAGGAAUCUGUUCAUCUGAUGAGCAAACCAAACCAAUCUUGGACCUUUUUUUCCUCCUUUUAUUUUGUCUUUUGACUUGACACUGCUCUGUAAUUGCCGGCUACUACUGCUUGGUUGCCUGUUCUUGGUUGCGAGGACAUGAGCGCGGUGAAUCGCCGGAACUGGACAAAGAUGUAUUUUUGCUUUCCUUGUUGGUUUUCGAGCUUUGGACUGGGACACCACACAGCUUGGUCGAUUUUUCGUAUGGAUAUAUUUUGGAAGCACAGUCAGGUCGAGAACGUAUCAAGUGUUACCAUCUUUUUACC
This is a messenger RNA of Panicum hallii, 953 nucleotides long. Its product is annotated as Bowman-Birk type trypsin inhibitor-like. Gene Ontology annotation, molecular function: serine-type endopeptidase inhibitor activity. Gene Ontology annotation, cellular component: extracellular region. The coding region runs from base 130 to 489 and encodes 119 amino acids. The transcript is spliced from 2 exons. NCBI's taxonomy places the organism in Eukaryota, Viridiplantae, Streptophyta, Magnoliopsida, Poales, Poaceae. The record is from RefSeq and is a predicted model, not a curated record.